UUAAGCGGCGAGUUGAGGCCAAGGAAAGCCACACCAUCCGACGGCGAGUUGCAGCCAUGGCGGCAGCGAAUAUUGCUCCGGUCCUUCUGAUUUCCCUCAUUGCCGCUGCUCUUGCAGGUGGCGCUUUGGCCGACGGUACUGCCAGCCCUUCAGUGGAGCCAAGUCACAGUACGGUUCCGUUCAACCGGAGCAGUUUUCCGGCGGGGUUUGUGUUCGGAGCUGGCUCCGCUGCUUAUCAGUUGGAAGGAGCGGCACAUACGGAUGGAAGAGGUCCUAGUAUCUGGGAUACCUUCACUAAGGAUCACCCAGAAAAAAUAUGGGAUCAUAGCAGUGGAGAUGUGGCUACCGACUUCUACCAUCGUUAUAAGGACGAUGUAAAAAUAAUGAAAAUGCUUGGGUUGGACUCUUUCAGAUUCUCCCUCUCCUGGUCUAGGAUCCUGCCAAAGGGAAAACUUAGUGGAGGAGUGAAUCCACUCGGCGUCAAAUUCUACAAUAAUCUCAUCAACGAGCUCCUCGCCAAUGGAAUUAUUCCAUAUGUCACUCUCUUUCACUGGGAUCUCCCUCAAACACUUGAAGACGAGUAUGGAGGAUUUUUAAGUCCCAAAGUCGUGGAUGAUUAUCGAGACUACGUGGACUUGUGCUUCAAAUUAUUCGGAGAUCGGGUCAAGUAUUGGGUAACCCUAAACGAACCACUUUCGUAUAGCAAUAACGGUUACAACACCGGCACCUUCGCUCCCGGCCGAUGUUCCAACUACGUCGGAAACUGUACCGCCGGCAACUCCGCCACCGAGCCCUACAUCGUCUCCCACCAUCUCAUCCUCUCUCAUGCCGCCGCCGUCGAAGUCUACAAGAAAAAGUACCAGGCGAAGCAGAAGGGGCAGAUUGGAGUCACAUUGGUUACUCACUGGUUUAGGCCCAAACGCAACACGGCAGCUUCGAAAAGGGCGGCAUCUCGAGUUCUUGAUUUCUUCUUGGGAUGGUAUCUGCAUCCAAUUACUUAUGGUGACUACCCCAAGUCGAUGCGCCAGUACGUGGGAGAUAGGCUGCCGAAAUUCUCAGCUGCUGAGGCGAGAAUCGUGAAAGGAUCGUUCGAUUUUGUUGGAAUUAAUUACUACACUGGGAAUUUCGUCGACGAUGUGCCUUUCUCGAAUUCGCCCAAUAAAAGCUACAGUUCUGAUAUGCACGCCACACUCUCCACGGAAAGAGAUGGUGUUCUAAUUGGACCAGCGACUGGUUUGAACUGGCUUUACAUCUACCCAGACGGCAUUCGUCUACUCAUGAAAUACAUAAAAGAGGAGUACAAAAACCCACCCAUUUACAUUACUGAAAAUGGAAUGGCUUUUUCAGACAAUAGCUCACAGCCAAUCAAGGAAGCUUUGAAAGAUGGAACAAGGAUCAGAUACCACCAUACCCAUCUCGCCUCUCUUCUCCAAGCUAUAAAGGAAGGAGUGAAUGUGAAGGGAUACUAUGCAUGGACAUUGUUGGACGACUUUGAAUGGGAUGCGGGCUAUACGGUGCGUUUCGGGCUUGUCUACAUUGAUUUCAGGCACAAACUGGGAAGAUACCUCAAGUAUUCUGCAUACUGGUUGAAGAGGUUCCUUCUCCAUUGAUCUCUGCAAUUAAAAGAAUGUCUCCCACUUUGCCGGAGCUUCUAUGGAAGCACAGAAGAUUAAUAAGAGGGUGAAGUGGGUGGAAUAAUAAAGGUCUGUGCUCUGUUUUUGUUUGUGGGAAUUGAAACCCAGUUGAAUGUAGAAGUGUUUAUGAAUCGAGUUGAGUCUGUUCGAACUUCGAACCGAUCAAUUUGGUUAAGUUUUAAAUAAUUAAAAGAAAAAAAAAAGGUUUAAAUUUCAUUUUAGUAUUUUCUUUUAUGUUUAUUUUGAUUUGUUACAUUAUCCAGAUAAUGCGUAACUGGCGUACUAGUACAAUUAUGUCUAAGAGACAAACAAGUUGGCUGACGUGUGGGUCAGCGAAUGGAUAGUAAGAGCUAAAAUAGAUCAAAAUAUUUGAUUA
Molecule: messenger RNA, 2010 nt
Organism: Momordica charantia (bitter melon)
Lineage: Eukaryota; Viridiplantae; Streptophyta; Magnoliopsida; Cucurbitales; Cucurbitaceae
Product: vicianin hydrolase
Biological process (GO): carbohydrate metabolic process
Molecular function (GO): beta-glucosidase activity
Source: RefSeq, a predicted model, not a curated record